AAAUAAAGUUCCAAGUUCUUUUUUCUCUGUGUCUUUUUGUUUCCUCUCUCUCUUACAUGGGUUUUGGACCGUUAAUACCCUAAUCAAAUCUCUCUCCAAUUUUAUUUUUUAAAAAAAAUUUCCUUCUGCUUUAAAAUUUUCCAUCAAAUUCAAGACUUUCCUUAUAGUUGUCCCCGAUUCUUGAUCUGGGUAUUUCUCAGAUUUCAAAAAUGGGUAAAAAUCAAGCUUACAAAGCUAUGCAGAGAGCGAGGCUUGGCUCGAGCUCUGCUGGCCCUGAAGAGGUCGAAGAUGGCAUGGUGGAUGGUUCUUUUCAUACACCAGCUUGGCAUGCUGCUCGUUUGGCCAGUCUUAAUACUUCUCACACAGUCACAUGGGAAGAGUUCAAGAGGAAGCAAAAGGAAGAUGAAAUUAGAAAGGGGGAACUGGAAGCUGAUACAGAUAGAAUGAUGCGUGAGUACAGAGCUCAACUUGAUGCUGAAAGAGCCCGGAAACUUGCCCAUGGAAGGAACCAUUCCAGUAGCAAGUCUAAUCAUAAGAAAGAAAGGAGAAAGAUUCAAAGAAGCGUAGCAGCAGAAAGAGAAAGCAUUCAAGGCGCAGAUCUUCGGAUUCGAGCUCGUCAAGUUCAUCAUCAGAUUCUUCAAGUAGCGACGACGAGGAAAGGGAAUCAAGAAGAUCAAAGUCAAGAUCUAAGAGAACAAAGAAGGAAAAGAAGCACAGGUCAAGAUCCAAGCACUCUGGCAAUGACGAGGAAGAGGCGGAUGGCCCUGUGCCGCUCUCAAGAUUCUUCGGAAGUCUGAAGAGCUAAUGCCAUGUUUGCAGAUGGUGUUUGCAUACUUCAUACGAUUCUCUUCCUAGAGCAGAAAUGAAUUCAAGUGGACUUCCUCAUUCUCCGGCCGAGUGUUGCGAUUAGCAACUGCAAGCAAUUAUUUCCUUCCUUAUGAACUGCUGAGCUUGUAAUCAUAUUAGUUUACCUCCACAUUCUUCCUCCUUGAAAUUCAUUUCCUAUUAAUUUUUCUUUUUCUUUUUUUUUUUUCCUUGGGAAAAAUAGGCUGCCUUGCUGCAAGGCACAGGAUAGCACAAGACUAAGACACGCCAAACAGUAAACAUUUUAUCUUCUGGUGCAUGUAAUAGCAGAUAAACUGGUUGUCCUGCUUUGUAAUUUUCAGAUAGAAUUGGAUUUGUAAGAAAUGACAAUAAUAUAAUUACCUCAAUCUUACAUAUUAAAUUUUUGAGUCUUCUCAUUAA
This is a messenger RNA of Ricinus communis (castor bean), 1245 nucleotides long. RefSeq names its product protein FAM133. Lineage: Eukaryota; Viridiplantae; Streptophyta; Magnoliopsida; Malpighiales; Euphorbiaceae. The transcript is spliced from 5 exons. The coding region runs from base 210 to 797 and encodes 195 amino acids. The record is from RefSeq and is a predicted model, not a curated record.